This is a messenger RNA of Triplophysa rosa, 1599 nucleotides long. RefSeq names its product cortexin-2. The record is from RefSeq and is a predicted model, not a curated record. NCBI's taxonomy places the organism in Eukaryota, Metazoa, Chordata, Actinopteri, Cypriniformes, Nemacheilidae. The transcript is spliced from 2 exons. Bases 337 to 570 code for a protein of 77 amino acids.
UGGCAACUGGUUGCUAUGGGUGAUGUGACACCACUACAUGCUCAUCUUGGUGAGGGAAAGAGGGAGUUGGACCACAGAGGAGAGGAAUGGAAGCAGAGAGCAGCAGAUUUGAUUUUGAUUGCUGAGCAAAAUCGGCGAGCCGGGUUGAAAAGUUGUGAAAACCAUCUGUGUCUGGGGUGGAAGCUGUCCGUCUCUCUGGUUAUUUGGGGUCUCCAUCACCACCCACUGAUGAAUCCUCUUCACUAACAACAGAAUGGCUCUAAACAGGAACCUGUUGAUUACAAACGUGGUGAAAACGGCCUUGUGCCCCUGACCCGUGCCGGAACGCUGGAGAGGAUGGCCGAACAUCUUCACAGCAGCACGCUGUCUGCGUCUGGGGCCACCCAGCCCAUCCCUUUCCUCACGCUGGAACAGAAGGCUGCCUUCGUCUUCGUGCUUCUGCUCUUCAUCUUUCUGGGGCUGCUGAUCGUGCGCUGCUUCCGCAUCCUCCUGGAUCCCUACAGCAGCAUGCCGAGUUCCACGUGGACAGACUAUAUGGAAAAAGACACGUUUGACUACCGCAUCGCCUGAUGGUUACCUCACACGCCACCUCAGAGCUGACUGUACCCCUCAAGUGUUGUUGUGCAGUGAUGGUGGUUUCGUGUACUCGGCGGUCUUUAAAAACUGCACUUAAACAUACAUAAGUCAUGUUGUUACAGGGUUUUUUAAUGGCAGGUUCUGCGCUUGCAGAUUUCACCACAAUCCACUGAUGUCACGUUCAGCAUAGCUGAAUAGUACUAGCGAUGACUCAUUUGUGUUUUAAACCAGCCAAAUAGCUUUAUUAUUGUAAUUAAAAUUCUUUUCUACGUCCGAGGAGCAACCAAUUAAGAAUUGCGAAAUUAUGAAGAAAUUAGGUUAAUCCACUUUUGAACGAAUCGUUCCACACUUAUCAUACGAAGCAUGCAGCAUUGGUUCCGGGAUUAUUAAACCCCCCGAGCUCAUCGGAUGGAGACUUUCGCCUUAUAAAUCUGUGUGUUUACAGAAUAGCAAGAUAAACUGGCCUUGCUGUUGUUCAGCUAAAUGUCAAUCAAUGUACUGACCUACCAGCCUCUUUGGGCAAUCUGAAUGUUAUGAUUUGACAAGCUCUUUGUCUCCCCGCCUCUCUCUACAGUGUUCUUAAUGGAAUGAGUCUGAUGUUCUCCAGUAUUUGCCAAUGGACUGUUCUUUCAGAUGUUCGCCGUCCUGGCUUUCAGCACAGUCUGGUUUUCCUGUGAUUCGCAUAAAACGUACAUGUUCAAUAGAAACGAAGCUGAAAUAAACAGGUGCAAUAUAUGUCUAGCGUACAGAGGAGGUCGAUAUCGCCGUUUAGGUGCAACUUAGUUCAUGCUUUAAAGUCAGUACUGCUGGGGCAGUGGUGUUUAUCUGGGGCUUGUUCUUUACCCAGGACACUGAUCUCCUGUUUUCACAAUGCACAUUGUGUCUUAGCUGAGUGCUGUGUCCUGUAUAUUUGAGCCUUUAAAUGCAAAGAGAUGCUGUUGACUUUAUUCAAAGAGAAAUGUGCCAUGUAGUUUACAAGUGGCUUUUUGCUUUUUAAUGUGCUUUUAUAUUUGUUUCGGAAUA